Molecule: messenger RNA, 6195 nt
Organism: [Torrubiella] hemipterigena
Lineage: Eukaryota; Fungi; Ascomycota; Sordariomycetes; Hypocreales; Clavicipitaceae
Source: the annotation of a GenBank genome assembly
CUGGGCGCGUUCUUAGCCUGGACUUGGGCCGGGGACUGACAUAUGCAGGGCUGUGUCGGGCGUCUGCACAACGGGCGAUUGCACGAUGCGUAGUGCUGCACGUACGGUACUGUGCUCUGCUGCUAGUAUUAUUCCCCGUUCCGCUGGGGUUACCGCUACAGUAUUAGACACUGCAUAAAUCCAACCUGCUACUACCUGCUGGCUUAUCCGCUGCUGAGACAUUUGCUGACGAGCAAGACAAAAACAAUAGCCACAUAACUUUAAAUGCCCUGAAAGAAGAGGCGUUUUACUGGGCAUUCCUUGCCCUGUCGUUCUUUUUGUUCGUAGUGGUUUGAGGACUGUCUCAGUCAAAGCGAACUCGCGGAUUGGAUUGGAUUGGAUUGCCCUGCGUAAUAACACACAAAGCAGGCGGCUGGCAGGCAGCAUGGAUCGGACGGAGACGCAAUUCAAAGACGGCCGUCAAUCCAAUUCGUAUAAACAAUGGGCAGCAAGGCCCGGGCAAAGAAAGGCAAGUAGAAGAAAAAAAGAAGAGAAAAAAAGCCACCUGCAAGCUGCCGUGUUUACCGAUACAGCCCGCCACAGUGUGCCUCUGCUGCCGUCGCUGCCGCCACCGUAUAUGGAAAUGCCUCUCUCCGUUCUGAAGGUUGACCGCCGGCAGGAGAAAACGCCUCUUUGUGCCCUUCCCAGAUAUGACCUCAUAUAGACAGCCUGGGGGCUCCAUCAACUAGCGGCGGCUCCGAUGCGGUUGGUGCGUGCCGUGGCAGGCUAAGCCCGAGCUUGAAUUAGUCCAGACAAUGAGACUUGCGCUGCGCUAUAUCAAAUACAGCUCUUCUGUAUACAUCACUGCUGCUGCUGAUGUAUCACGCGUUACUUCAGAAUACAGCUUUCCAUAGUUGAUGGGCUCAAUCGCCUGUGAAACCCCGUCCUUGGACCAGCGGUGUCUGUCGGCCGGCGCCCGCCCUCCUCCACAGCUCGAUGCUCCCCAACCCUCACGUGGGGUUUCGCCCAAAACCGCCAGAGCCUCUCCGCUCGACUUACGUAGACAGUGACAUGCAACACGCCUUGUCUUCAGCACAGGCCAUACUCAACAGGAGCAUAGAAAACGGGCGUGUAAAUAUUCAUUUUCGUUUAUGAGGGCAUAAUGUCGCUGUUUUCUUUACUCAAGCGGCAUAACAGCCACAACCUCUCCACACUACGAAGCUCACCAUGGGCCGAGAUAUCUGGCUCACUGGGCGACCUUGGCACGCUGCUGCCCCUCAUGAUUGCAUUGGCCGCGCAGGGUUCAGUCAAUUUGGGCUCAACAUUGGUGUUUUCGGGAAUAUUCAACAUCGUCACGGGCCUGAUCUUUGGCAUCCCACUCCCCGUGCAGCCCAUGAAGGCUAUUGCCUCGGCAGCAAUCUCGACCCCCGAUGAUAAACCCCUUCCAGUUGUCAUGGCUGCCGGCCAGUAUGUUGGUGCGGCGGUCCUCCUCCUUAGUGUUACCGGCCUGCUGCGCUGGGCUGUCGCCGUCGUGCCCACGCCCGUCGUCAAAGGCAUCCAGCUUGGAGCGGGAUUGUCUCUUAUAAUUGGAGCGGGCUCAUCUUUACUACAGCCUCUACACUGGGUCUUACCAAUCUUGGACAACCGAUUGUGGGCGCUGCUAGCCUUUCUUGUUCUAAUUGCCACGCAGCGAAUGCCUCGUUUUGCGUACGCUCUAUACUUUUUCCUUUUGGCGUUAUUCAUCGCGGCGAUUCGCACCGUGGAUCAUCACCAUGGCCUUCCCUGGUUCUCCAUCUGGUCGCCACGCUUUGCACUGCCUGCGUGGUUUUAUACAAACCACUGGGCAGCCCUUUGGAUGGCCAUUGGACAGCUGCCGCUGACGACACUCAACUCCAUCAUUGCGGUCUGUGCCCUCGCUAGCGACUUGCUUCCAGACCGACCUACGCCAUCUGUGACUUCAGUUGGUAUGAGCGUUGCGAUUAUGAACUUGACCGGCACUUGGUUUGGGGCAAUGCCUGUGUGUCAUGGCGCAGGCGGCUUGGCGGCCCAACAUAGAUUUGGGGCUCGCAGUGGCGCAAGCGUCAUCAUUCUUGGAAUUUUCAAACUCGUUCUAGGCUUGAUCUUUGGCGAGACGCUGAUUGAUCUCUUGAAAUGGUAUCCCAAGAGUAUACUGGGCAUCAUGGUUCUCGCUGCGGGCUUGGAGCUUGCCAAGGUUGGCCAAAGCCUCAACCAGGGAGCCCGUGACUUGUGGCAGGAGUCGGCUACAUCUCGUUUACACCGCACACUCUCAGACGAAGAACGUGGAGAGCGAUGGACAAUUAUGCUCAUGACAACAGCCGGUAUCUUGGCCUUUAAGAAUGACGCAGUAGGCUUCCUAGCUGGCAUGCUUUGCCACUGGGCCUUUCAACUAUCACACAAGAUCUCCGACCGCGGGGGUCUAUUUUCUCGUCUGUCAACUGAGCGCACGCCUUUACUUGGAUAGAAUUAUGUUCAAUUACGUGUACCAACGCCGUUAAAAUGCUAGUCUAUAUUUUUGUGCCGUGUUGCGCGAUUCGCCUGUGCUGUGCUAACCAGGUCAAAAAUUCAAAAAUGCUUCGGCAUACCCAGCUCUUCGCUUGUGUCCUUUGACCAAUUAUUGUAGUGCGAGCUAUGGAUCUCCUUGACUUUUUCGAGAAGAUAGUGGUCGACAAAGAACCAAAUGCCGCCGCAAAUGGCCAAGCAGACACCCUCGACAAUAGCAGUCACCUUGGCCGUGGCGCUCCAGACACCGUUCUGUUGAGAGUACACGCCGACAAGUGUCGAGAUUAAACCUGCAAGGCAGUUGGCCAUGCCGGGGACCAGAAGCUUGUUCAGAAGCCAGACAUAGUUCUUCAUAUGCAAGAAGGCCAGGAAGGUCAUGCCCAGAAGUGACGCGGCACAAAUCAAGGCGCCAAUGACCAAGAGCGGAAUAUUCUUGACGCUCUUAUAAAUCGACUCGGCAGUUUUGUCGGCCCAGUCAUCCUUGCCAUGGUUGGCUUCGAUGCUUUUUGAAAUAGUCGUAAAGGUACCAGGAAACACCAGGAAGCCCGCCAGCAAGAGCCAGACGAAGAAAGAGGCCAGCACUGUGUGUAGCUUCGGGAUGGUAUCAACCUCUAGCAGCAUUUGCACGUAGCGCGAGUGCAUAGUGCUGACUCUUGGAAGAGGCUUUGGUUGAAAGUCGAAUUCGCUAUCGGCAGACGGGUUGCGCUGCGGAGCGUGGUGCGCCGGAGGAAAUUCCCAUGGCGGCGGGUUGUGCGGUGCUGCUGUGGUCUUGAUACCCAGCGCAGCCUUUGUUUUUGUUUGCAGAGCGUACAUGAUGUUGUUUUAAAUGAAGUUUGGAAGAUUGCCAGCAAUCCAGAUUAACGAAAGAAAGAUAUGUUUAGCGAAGCAAAAAAGUUGGGGGUGUCCGUCUUAUACGGCCGCGCUACGCCAGGCACCAGAACAAGAAUAGAAACAAAGAGAACAGCUGACAGCCAAUCACACCCCGGUACCCAGCUGUUUAGCUGCCACGAAGCAUCAUGAAACAGGAACAACGGUGGGCGUUUGCAGAGGCGGGUGCACCAAAAGAAAUCUGACGGGCGGCUAACGGGCAGAUGAGUGGACGAGACAGCGCCGCCGCUUAAGCGCCGUGGUGGAGAUGGCGCCGGCCGCAGCAAACGGCCCGGCUGGCGCAGUAGCAAACAUGGCGGUUUCGAUUAUGCAUUAAUGUCAUAUUACCGGUAGCAAUGAUUGGGAAUGGCAAUGUAUUUUUGACUUGGCUUAAAGGCAGGGUCUUGGUUUUGCUACAAUGCACACAACGGCUUACACGCAACUUUGAUCAAAUAUUAAGUUCAAUUAAACGCUACAAAAGGAAAACAUUACUACCACAACUACAUCACCACGCUUCAUGGCGUUCCUGUGGGCUACUUCAGUGACAUGGGAAUCCCAAGUCGAUUCGGCCUAAAUAUCGGCUUUAUCGGACCGUCUGGCUGCUCAGUGGUAUCGUUCGGACUUGCACCACCGACGUUGACGCUGUAGUCGAAUUGAGGUGAAUACUGGUCAUAGAAGGCAUCUUUGCCGAGAAGAGCGAAGCCGGGAUCGGCCUCCACCUUAGCAGACGGCCAGCAGGGCGAGUUGGUAGUUAGACCGUCAAACUCGUCCUUGUCAUGCUGGAACUCGGUAAUGGUAAAGACAGGUAUCUUGUCUACGUCAAUCUUGCAGCGUUUUUCCGUCCCGUGAGGCCAAAACACGGUCUUGCCAGCCUUGUCCUUUUCGCAGAGAGCCUUGAGGGUCGGUCCAUCGAUAUCCUGAAGCGGCGCGGUGAAGCACACGUUGCUCCACAUCUUGCUCGAUAGUCUGCUGUCCUUUCUUGGUAUAAACCGGACCAAUUGUGCAUCCUUUCGCUUACCACCUUCCAGGAAGUCAGGGGACUUGGCGUCGAGAAGCUCUGACGGCGGCCACACGGCCUUGUCGCAGAGAGCUGACAAGUUCUGGGCCUGUUCCUUGUUAUCCUUGAGAUUGGGAGGGAGGUCUAGCCAUCCUUGGCCAGAGUGUUCCUUCUGCCAGGCGACUGUAGCGGGAGCUGGGUCACGGUGGACGGCUGUUGUGCCAGCAUCUGGGGGACAGGUAACUGUUGCGAACUUGCUGUUCUGUCGAAUGGCGGAGCUGUAGUGAUGGCACGCUUGGCCGUAUUCUUUGGAGCAUGUAGCUGUGGCCAUGACGGUAGGAACAGAUGUGGCAGUAGGAUAGUUGAUGCUGGUUACGACCCAGUUCGUCGUGGUCGUCUUGUGGUCAUCUGCACAGGCUAGCUCGCGGACUGUGUGGACGCCAAUCUUGCGGAACUGCUUCUCCUUGGGGAUCUCGCAUUUUUCCAAUAAUUGGGGAACCUUUUUCAAGGCCUCUCUGCCCUCGGGGGGGCCUGGGACCUCAGCCUUGGCCAGACGAGCCUUUUUGAACGGGUUGGUUUUAUCGCCUAGUUUCCCGCUGUGCUUCGCAACGCCUUUAGGGGCCUUGAAAGGCUUAAGGUGGCCAGAUACCUCGUCCACAAUGUCAAAUGCCUUUUUCAGGUCAUCGGGAACCAGCGAUGUGUCGCCACAGGGAGAAAGCCACCAGUCGAAAGCCUCUUUGGGUCCUUCGGAGUCUGGAUAGAGGUACUGAAAGGUCUGGAUGGUGGUUGUGAUGGCGUCUUGUAUUAUCCAUUAGAUUUUUACUGGUAGCGGUGGCAGUUUUAUGUGACAUAACGUACCAAGGCCAAGCUCGAUGGGCUCGCCAAUCUCGGGGAAUAGUUUUAGACCAAUUUUUACGAGCGAUUCGAAAGCUCGCAUGAAAAUGAAGCAUCCAAUCUAUUACACUUGUAAGUAAAAUUUUCAUGGUUAAUGAGGUAGUAGACAAUCGUUGUUCUUACCUCGGCAAGGGCGGCCAGAUUCUCAAAGACAAACCCGGCCAGCUCAUUGACAAGGCCACUGUUGCAGACGCAUCUACCAGGCGCGAUGCCGUUGAUAAACGGAUCUGGUCCAUUUAUCGGCCACAUACCCGUCUCUGUUUUGGGGAUGCAUCCGUAGUUUGUGAUGAGUGCGCCGUCUGCCUUGGCCUUAUCCAGCUCGGGCUUACAGAGCCUCUCACAUUUCGCUACGUCAGUCUUCGCUGGAUUCACUGAGAUUGCGCAAGUCAAGGCCCUGUCCUUCUCACGCAGGGCAUACUGAUCCACGGGUUUUGAAACACAGUCACCAUCGCUGUCGAGACCACAGACGAAAUACUCAGCAUGUAUCUUGUUCAGUGGUGUCGGGUCGGUAUCACAAAUGUCAGCGGGGCAGUGGCCAUAUCUGCAGGCGACGCCGCACAGGUUAUUGAGUGCAGAAUCGUCAGAAUUGUAGGAUUUGAUGUUGGAUUUGGUCUUGUCCCCUGCAGGUAGUGGUUUGACUUCGCUGCUAUGCUCGAUGCACUCGCACUUGGUUGCCUCACAGACACCAAGGGCACAGGUAAAUUGGCACAAGUCACCAGUCUGGGGUUUGAGAUCUAUUCCGCGCGUGCAAUUAUCUCGGUUGAUUUUUCUAUCGCCCAAAUCAAUGGCAUUAUCAGGAGGAGGGGGCGGGUCGACUGCCAUGCAGAGCAGGUUACCGCUUGUCAAGAGCAAAGAGAUGCCGUUGAGGAGACGCAUGAUGAAUGGUAGGGGGUGUGAAAUGAAUGUGGCUUUUCAGCAUGGUAGCAAUUCCAUUACAG